This is a messenger RNA of Linnemannia hyalina, 3465 nucleotides long. The record is from the annotation of a GenBank genome assembly. NCBI's taxonomy places the organism in Eukaryota, Fungi, Mortierellomycota, Mortierellomycetes, Mortierellales, Mortierellaceae.
AUGGACCCCUCCUCCCCAUCCCUCAAAGACUCCGUCCGGGCCCCUUCUUCUUCCACCUCGACUUCGUCUAGUCCAGCUGCUGAUAAUCCAAUAAGGCUCGCUGCACUCAUACCCGACGACAGUUCCUCAAAUACGACUACUGCACCAAACGAGGCUAGUGCCGCCGCCGGUCAUGCCAGUCAUAAUAUCCUUACCCCACCCUCGUCUACAGGCACUACUAGAAAGGAGGAGGUUGAGGAGGCCAAUGCGCCACUCGUCGACUCAGCAUCCGCCUCGGGCUCAACUCACAUAGCCGACAACAACUCUGGACUAGCACCGCAACUACCGCCACCUGGGGCGGCUUCUUCUUCGCCGUCUUCCUCCUCGUCAGGGUCGUCCUCCUCAAAUCAAUUAACACACCAGGAACAGCAACAAGUUGAGCAGUACAAGGACGACAUUAUGCUUCACACCCAGCUCCAACUCCAACUAUACCUCGAGGACAUGGAAGAAGCCGAGAUAGCUGCCGAGAUUCAGGCCCAUAUCGACCAAGCUGAGUUUGCAGAGUCCCUCAUCAACUCUGCCAACGCCCUCGAUCCCCUCCAAGAUUCGCUCCUUCCUGGUGGUUAUCAUGGAUUUGCUGGGGGGAGCACUGGUCCAUUAAGCCCGGACGCGACACAGAUAUUUCAACAGCAGAUGAUGUCCCUCGAGUCGAAUGCUCUUGCUGCAGCGGCAGCUGCUGAUGCUACCACACCCUUUCAAUUAGGCGGCGGUGGUAUUGGUGCAGGAGGUGGUGGACUAGGAGGAGGUGGAAAUGCAAUAGGAGUAGGAGUAGGAGGGGGACAGGGUGAACAUGCGCAUGAUGGAUUGGAUUUGGACUGGGCAGACAUGGACGAGGACGACGAGGACUGCAUGCCACCGAGCGAGACAAAGUAUAUCCUCUACGACGACCAUGUCUCGCCCGUGAGCAUGACCCAAGCCCUGGCGCUGCUGAACGACCCCUUGCACGAGGACCUGGUCAUUCAUGUCCACAGCAAUAACAGCAACCACUAUACCCACGACGGUCAACGACAGUCGCUUUCGAUGCUUGGUCGAAAUGGAGAUGAUCCGGACACACCUAUUUAUAGCGCCUCUCCUUUCUAUGAUACGAGGAGAAUCAACCCUGUCGGUGUCGCUCCUUGGGGGAACGACCACGCAUACGAGGAGGAAAUUGACGACAACUACCAUCCCUGGGAGCAAGAGCAACACGAGGAAGUCUCUCGCAGGGGUUACACGCAUACCAUGGGCCUCCCUUCCCCUCCCACUGCAGCUGCAGCCUCCAAAUCUUCACAGGCAGGAUUCUUUGGGAUCGACGAUCAACACUUGCAUGACAAACAACAACGAUUUUAUGGCGACGAUAAUGACUGUGCAUCCUUAACAAACGAUAAUGAUUGUGACGAAGAAGGCAAUUAUGCGGAGGAGAACCAACAAGGGCGACCGAGUCAUCGCAGGGGACCAGAUAUCUAUCUCAACUUGGCAGGAACCAUCAUCUCACCCAUCAACAUCCACGACAUCUUCUUCAGCCAUUUCUAUUCACGACUCGUCUACCUCAACCUUUGGGACACCAACCUCGGGAUCUGGGGCGCACAGGCUGUAGGUGGACUGAUGGCAGAUAGCGUUUGUCGAAUCCAGUACUUGAACUUGGGCAGUAACCGGUUGGGGUUUGAGGGGAUCAUGCAGCUUGCAGGUAUAUACAAGAAUCAUUCGUUGAUCGAGUUGGACCUGAGCGAGAAUCAGCUCGGACCCAAAGCCAUCCACUCCCUCCAGCAGACGAUGGUGAGGUUGCAGAAGGACAAGGCGUGUAACAUCCGUCGACUCGACCUAUCCAACAACGACAUCAACGACGUAGGCUGCAUCUCCAUCGCCAAGAUUAUCCUCGGCACCAGCAUCGUCCAGCUCGAUCUGUCCUUUAACAAGAUCUCGGACUGGGGCGCGUCCACCAUCCUCGCCGCCUUUGAAUCCAACGAGCUGACACUCAAGGAAAUCAACAUGGAAGCCAACCCCCUGACAUUUGCCGGCGGUGUCGAUCUCUGCAAGAUCCUGGUCCUGUCCCAAUCGAGGAUCACACACCUGGACCUGCGCGGUGCCAAGGUCACAGAUGUCGGUGUCCCGUACCUGGCCGAGGCACUCAAGUCUCACCAUUGCCCUGUCGUCUCGCUCAACCUCUAUGACUGUCAGCUCACCGAUACGGGGGUCUUGAAGCUCGCCAUCAAGUUGAGUGUGAACCGGUCGCUGCGAGUUCUGGGCCUCGGACGGAAUUGUGUUGGUGAUAUGGGUAUCUUGGCGCUGAGUCAGGGUCUCUGUUUAAACAGCUACCUUGAAGAACUGGAUCUGUCGGAGAAUGAGGUCGAGUUUAGUAGGGCUGGGUUGGAGGCGAUGUUGGCGGCGAUGCGGACGAAUACGUCCUUGUUGCAUCUGACGUUGACGGUAGAGCAAGACCACCACCGUAUGGCCGGGAAUGAGGGGACAGGACUGUACAUGGAUAUGCCGUUCCACCAACAGCAGCAGCAGUACUACCAGAACGCUGCAACUGUUGCAGUCGAGACGCAGUAUUAUCCACAGGAAGAGCUACCCAGUAUCAAUGAACCUGUCGCCUCGACACAAGUUGGAGAAGUCUUGGCGCCUACUUAUGCUGCCUUGGCCUUACCGCUUCAAGUUCCUGCCAACGCUCCUACUGAUGCUCCAGUGCCGACCGCUGCCACCACGAUAUUUACGCCGCCACCUCCGCUGCUAGUCUUACCACUAGCACCAGCACCCGUCACCGCCGCCGCGCAUGAAGAGAGCCUUGCACGAGAACGGCACCAAACUGCGCGGGCCCAAAUGUCGCUCAAGACCUAUGUCCGUCACAACUACAAGCGUACAGGCAACAUGCGCACGCUGUGCUUUGAAAUCUUGGCCGUUGCACGAGUCCUGAUGUUCGCCAAGGAGGAUCCUAAACGACGUGUGCCGCCGGUGACGAUUUCAACACAGAAGGAGGCGGCGGAAGCAGGACUGACGAUUGCGGUGCGACCUACGACGAUGGAGUUGACACUUGGCUCUGGAGCAGGACACAGCAACCACAACACCCUUAUUUCUCCACUAGAUUCGACUUCAGAUACGACGACUUCUACGGCAUGUUUAAUAUCAUUGCAAACUGGACUACCCACCCCACCCCUCGCCACCGACUUUAAAUCCUCCGCCAUCCAAGGACCAGAAUCUUCCCAACACCCCGAACAACAAGAUCAACAACAGCAAACAAGAGGAGGAAGUCUGGCAGCGCUGCCGUGGGAACUGAAGGAGAUGAUCUUGCGAGGUCUGGAUCCGGAGGGCCUCUUGAGCGAGCGACAGUUCCAGGCGGUGAUGAAUUAUUCUGCGACGCAGUGGGAGACUGUUCGGCAGCCCUGGGAGCGGUGGGGGGAGAUCCGGGAGAAGAUUCUGGAGAAGACUAGUUGUUAUUAUUAUGACGCUUGA